Vicugna pacos (alpaca) is the source of this 1175-nucleotide messenger RNA. Its product is annotated as 2'-5'-oligoadenylate synthase 1-like. Gene Ontology annotation, cellular component: nucleoplasm; membrane; cytosol. The record is from RefSeq and is a predicted model, not a curated record. Lineage: Eukaryota; Metazoa; Chordata; Mammalia; Artiodactyla; Camelidae. Gene Ontology annotation, molecular function: double-stranded RNA binding; 2'-5'-oligoadenylate synthetase activity. Gene Ontology annotation, biological process: regulation of ribonuclease activity.
GGGCAUGAGGCACCCAUUUUAGCUAGUCCAGUUGUAACAGGUACAGGAUGGCUUUAAAGCCGAGUUCUGGCAUUGACUUUCAGUCCCUGGAUUUACAGUAGGAUGGGGGUUCCAGGGGUGCACAAUUGCAGAGGCAGCUUCUUGAUUCCUCGAUGUCAACUAAGGCAGUGUGGUCCUGGAGCCAGCAGUUGCCAUAACAGCUCUCAGAUUCGCAGUUCUCUGAUGGUAGCUGGGUCAACAUGUCUCUUAGCAGGAUCCUAAUGGGGAAAAGAACACCAUUGUCUUUAAGAUUCAAUUUUUUGUGUACUGAAAGUCUUCACAGUCACUCUUUGGAGAUCAUGGCCUACUAUGAUGUCCUGGGACCUACAGCCUCCACAGAUUUAAAACUUCACCUUUACCGCAAACUGCACCUCUGUAACGACAGUGACGAAGCCCAGCUGUGUGCCUUGGCCCUCUUGCCAUACCAAGUGGAUUUUGUCAAGGCGUCUGUCUCGAGGGUGAAGGAGCUCAUUCGUUUAAUGAUGCAUUGGUUUAAGACAUCAUUUGCCAGCACCACCGAGGAAAAUAAAUUCCGGAGACUUCCCUCCUCUUACACAGUGGAGCUCCUCACCAUUUACAUCUGGGAACGGGCGGAAAAGCCCCUGUUCUUCAGCCUGGUGCAGGGAAUGAGGGCAGUCCUCAAACUUCUGGUUCGGUAUGCAGAAAUCGAUGUGGUUUGGCACAGACACUAUCAUCGCAAGUUCCCCAUUUUUGUAAAGGUUUACCAGAAACACACAAGGCUGUUCAUUUUAGACCCUGUAAAUCCUACCAUCAACGUAUGUGACACCUGCAAUGCCUGGGAUGAAGUUGCCCACGUGGCAAGACGCAGCCUACUGAAGCCUCUUUUCAGCAGAGUGAGAGCUGAGCCCCCCUGGCUUUUCACAAAUGACUGGUAAACUGGGCAAGGAGCUACUGUUCUUGCAUUCUAUGAAGAAAAUAAAAAGGAUGCAAAACAUAUUGCCAAUAAGAACACUCUGUAUAAAAGGCAGUGUGAAAGAAACUUGUCCUAACUUAAUUCACAACUUUAGUGAACUCAAUCUUUAACAAACAUCACUUAAGAUAAAAGGAUCUGUUUCAGCUUUUGAGAUAACUGACUUCCCCUCCACUGUGUUUUGGAUUUAUUUGCUUUGGUGGCC